AUGCACCAUAGGAGCUCGAGGGAGCAGGGGGAGAAGAGCCAAUGCAAAGCUGGCGAAACCGUAGUCGAGAAUAGCUGUACAGUCGAAGCAGAGGACGAGGCCGAAUUUCCACCCAUGCCUCCAAUCAACCAAACGGCUGCCAUUCCACCAGCUUCAGCUGCUGAGAGCGAUCUGGGAACUCUGCAAGAACAACUCAAAACAGCUCUCUCGGGUCGGGCCGAAGCUGAAGCAGAACUUGCCACUACUGUGAUUGAAUGGGAUGAGCUGCGAUUGCAGGCAGAUGAACUACUGCAAUCGGAGCUUGAUGAGAUCAACAAUGACGAGCAACAGCAACAAUUGCCGGGGUUUGCUAGUCUCAAGCUUCGAUUUCAGGCCCUUCACUUGCCAAUUCAAACCGAGACAUUGCCAUAG
Molecule: messenger RNA, 411 nt
Organism: Seminavis robusta
Lineage: Eukaryota; Bacillariophyta; Bacillariophyceae; Naviculales; Naviculaceae
Source: the annotation of a GenBank genome assembly